Molecule: messenger RNA, 2979 nt
Organism: Glarea lozoyensis ATCC 20868
Lineage: Eukaryota; Fungi; Ascomycota; Leotiomycetes; Helotiales; Helotiaceae
Exons: 2
Coding region: 1-2979 (992 amino acids)
Source: RefSeq, a predicted model, not a curated record
AUGGGAAUUCGGGAAAUAUUUGGCAGGGCAAAAGCCAAAAACAACAACACUGUAAAUAAACAGGCCGAAAAUUCCAACGCGACUUCGCGUUCAGGACAAGCAGGAACUUCAUCCACCUCCCGCCGUCAUUACCAUGCAAACGCAAAGAGUGCUGAUCGUCUCGAAAUCGGGCGUCCAUUACUACAAGGACAUUCAUACAAUGCGGCAGUGGCAGCGACUCCUCCCGUAACGGGAUCAUAUCCAGUGGCAGGGAAUGGACCGAAUAUAUUGCAGGAGAUCCAAAAGACGAGAACAAGAAGAAACUCGAUACAAAGCAUCGCAUCACGCACUUCUUUCUCAUUGUCAAGGAAUCGUUCCAAAUACAAAUCGCGCGCUGGAAAGGUAGAAACCGAAUCCCCACCCACGAGAGCGCAAACAGCUUCAAAUGAUGCUCCGAAGCAUGAACGGAGUACCAGCGAUUUGGGGAGGACGAGAUCGGGAUUCUCUAUGAAAUCACCUCCCAAUUUCUUCAGCCAUAAGAGAAAAGAUUCGGUGCGUUCUAACAAAUCUAGCAAGUCAGCAAGCAAUGUCUCGAUACCCGCACCACCACCGAUACCUCCACCAAUGCCGAUUCCACGGCCGAGAUCAAAAUCAGCCUCUGGCAGUAUGCAGCGUAAAGUCAGGCGAUAUCCUUCUUCUCAAGCAAUUCCCGAAGGCUUCGCGCACAUCUUUCCCUCGACCCGACUCUCUCGAAAAGCGCAUGUCGACCUCUUCGAUGCGCAUUCGACAAUAAGACACGACCGAGAACGGUCGCAGAACCGUACACAGGCGCUUGGGACGAGGAAUUACGGCGAAGAUGUCGCGGAUCGAAAUAUCAUCGCCCACCUGGGUCUGAAUUCGCCAGAAUUCGGCUACCUCAAGUCACUUUAUCUGAACGGGAAUGGCAGCAACACCAGCCUAGCAAGGAAACAAGAUGUUGGCAUAGCGGUUUCUGGACCCACGAGAAGAGAAUAUUCUUCUUCAAAAAUUACUCCCAAAUUGUCGAGCUCCGGCCUAAGACCAAUCGUGAAUUACCACCACCGCCUCGGCUCUGCGUCGACUCGCCAAGCUCCAGACAGCACUCUAGGCCAAUCCACGCCCGGAUCGCCGCCCACUGACGACACACUGAAAAAGCAAUAUUUCCAGGCCCUGACGCCUGCAGUCGCCCCAGCAGCCCGCGCCGCAACGCUCUCUCGGAACUCUCCAGCUCCCUCGUCCUCAUCUGCUAUUCUAGGGGUUAGCGAGUCACCAUCCAUCGUUCGAGCCAUUGCUGCAGCGGACAGUUCUGGCCCUUUGACUAGCUUCCCUCCAAGAACCGAUUCGGUGACUAGUCGAUCCUAUUCAGCUAAUCGAGGGUACGAUGACGAUGGCAAACUCACAAUGCCCUCCCUUCCCGUCCGGGGCCGUAGUAGGGAUCAAAUCGUUAGGUCUGGAUCUACACUGUCACGGAGCUCGAUAGAAGAAGAAUCUUCCACUCUCGUUGCUUUUGUAGAUUCUAUUGAUCCCACCCCCACAUUUCCAUCUUUCUACAACAAAUUAUUUGCAUUGAAUCGGACUUCUUCCAUCUAUUCUCAGGAACAGUCGUUCUUUCUCCCUCGCGGCGAGCAACUGGUAGCAAGAGGAACUCCAAGUGUUGAGUCUCCGACCGCAAACACCUUCGCGGCUCCCUCUCCUAUAGUUAGUCCCAGGCGUCUCAGACAGACUUCGAGCUCCACCAUCGUUCGAAGCCCGUACUGGUAUCAUCGGACAUCCUCGAUGUCGAGUCAAGGCACGGUAGUGGGAUCCCAUCGAAGAGGAAAUUCCAGCAAUGGAUCAGCAAGCUAUUCCACCUAUUCAUCGACAGCCUCUCCUCCGCAAAGCCCUCGAGAGAAGCGGGAGAACUAUAUCAUAGAAGGAGCUUCAGAACCUCCAAGUUUAGAUGGCAUAGUGGAUUUGACCAACACGGUAGACACUACGGUGACUACAAGACAAUUACCUGGUACAUCUUCACCCCCUACUCCUCAUUCUCCGUGGUCACCAACCAGUCCGCCAUAUACGAGGUCCAAUCGCUCAUCCAACCGUUCCAACAAACCAAUGCCAUUACCUCCCGUCACGCACGAAAAAGUAAUCCCCACCCUCCGCGAAGUCCUCGAAGAAGUCAUUACCCGCGAGAUCCACACACACGAUGUAUUCCACCGCAUCCUGCCCGUCAUCGAGACCGUCGUCUUACCAACAAAACACUACGUCCCGACGCCCGACGGAAAAGGCCUUCGUGAAGUCCCCGAGCAUCUGAUCCCAGGUCGAACUUCCCAGCAUAGUCCGAGUCAAAACUGGGCAAUCGUGCAAACAGGCACGGGAGGCCGUUCGAAUUCACUCUGGUCAACCGCCGCGAACGGAUCGCACAAUUCGGAUAAAAUUUCCUCGUCUACAUCCCAUGUGGUCGGUGGAACAAGCACGCUUGAACCUGUACUGACGAGCAAGAAAACAUACAUGACGCCAGAGGGCUAUCCACGCACCGAGUACGUCUGGCGUCACCCUCCAGUAUUUGAGACCGCCAACGGACAGAUCCAGUAUAUCUUCCAAGGCGUGGAGCGUUAUCUCAAUGGCGAGCAACGGCACGGCCAUACGCGUAGUGAGAGCGACACGAACAACAUCCCGCGCAGCGAGACGUUUGCGCGGAAGAUUGGCGAGGGGAAUCUGAGGAGUAGGUUCAAUAGGGAUAGUGGGUAUGAUGGGGGGUAUAGCCACGAGGAGCAUGCAGCUAGGGGACAGCAUGUCGGGUGGGAGGCUAGGGAGGAGGAGUAUCGGUUGGAUGAUGGGAGGGUGAGGAGUGCUGGGUAUGAACCGGUGAGGGGUGGGGAGGCUACUAAUGCUUUGAGGAGGAUACGGGAGAGGAGGUCAAGGGCUUCGAGUGCGGCGUCUAGUGGGGGGUUUGUUGGGGAGGUUGAGAGGGGGAUGAGGGGGUUGAGUGUUAAUCAUUAA